AGCCACAGUCUUAAGAUGAAGGAUCCUGUCAGCACCUGCUCUUACAACCAGCUCUAUCAAAAUGCCAAGCGACUUUCAAAAACUGGGGAGUAUUUCUGCAAAGAACUAAUGACGAUUUUUCAGCAAAGGGCUGAGCUGGAGCUUACUUACGCUAAAGGAUUACAAAAACUUGCUGGCAAACUCAUCAGGGCCUCCAAAGGAAUGCCAAGCAAUUCCACCUACAGCGCCUGGUGUCAUGUGUCAGAUGAGAUGUACUCAAGAGCAGACGCCCACAGAUCAUUAGGAAACGCAUUUCAGCAAGAAGCAAUUCUGGAAAUACGACAAGCCUUAGACGAGCAAAACAAGAGGAAGAGGCCUCUUGACAGCGCCACUGAAAGAACUGGAAAACUUGUUACUGUUAAUUGGAGUGAGCAACUCAAGACGAAGAAGAAACUGGUUGGACUAACAAGAGAGCAUGAGGCUUUGUUCAACUUUGUUGAGAACAACAAGCACAUCUGCACGGAAAAGGAAAAACAAAAGAUGUUGAACAGGCUGACUAAGUCGGCAGAGAUGCAGACGCGGGUGGAUGAGGAGUACUUUAAAAUCAACAUGGAGGGUCAUCAGAUGAGACUCAAGUUGGAAAACACACUGAAAUACUGCUAUCAGAUCCUACAGGAGCUGGAGAAACAGCGAAUUGAACUUCUUUGCAACAUUUUGAAUAGAUACAGCCUCCACAUGUCCAGCUUUGGGCAGACCAUAACACACGGCCAAAGACAGAUAGAACAGGCAGUCCAAAGGGUGGACAUGGAUAAAGACAUACAAACCCUGGUGGAGGAAAACAGCAUCACAGCUGAAGAUAACACAGCUGAGUUUCUGAUGGCUGAUUAUUUUGAGGAGGACAGCAAAUCACUGAUGUGCAAAGACCGAAGAAGAGAGGCCAUCAAACUCAAACUCCAGCGUCUGGACGACUAUAUUUCAAAAACAAAGAAAGACCGUGAAGGAGUUGAAAAACUGAUGAGAACAUACUCUGAAAAUCCGUCUUUUUCAAAUCAAAAGAACCUUGAGGAGACCGAGCAGCAGCUCGACGAGUGUAGUCUAAAACAGGAUCUCCUCGAGGCCACUCACUACAAACUCUCUGUAUCGCUGUCUGAAUUAGACGGGACACCCAAGUCCUUUCACCGAUUUAGCAACAGCAUUGUGAAAUGGAAAGAUAAGGACUGCGAGCACAGCGUUGUACAACUGACUCGUCCAGUCAAACUGAGGAGGAAACCGCUCAGAACCCGACAAUCACUCAGAGCCUCCAUCAUUUACAAAGGGCCCGCUCAGUUUGUGACUCAACAGCCUGCGGAGGCUUUACCAAGCACCACUAACCAAGUCACUCCAACGGCCACAACACAUGAAACUGUAGCCGGAGAGCGUGGCAGCACUGUUAACAGAGCCCUGCCUCACACGGAUGAUGACAGAGAACAAGGUCAAGGAAGACCAGCGUCGCACACUAUAGGACAAUGCAGAGCGCUGUACAACUUCACCCCUGAACAGGAGGAUGAAUUGACUUUGAAAGAAGGAGAUCUUCUAGACAUUUACACAAAGGAAGACAAUGGUUGGUGGUUUGGCAUACUUAAUGGGAAGACGGGCCAUUUCCCAUCAACAUAUGUUGAGGAGAUGCCUGUGUUAAGCAAAGCCGAAUCAUCUGACGCCUGA
This is a messenger RNA of Chelmon rostratus (copperband butterflyfish), 1680 nucleotides long. It is a transcript of the gene nostrin, whose product is annotated as nitric oxide synthase trafficking. Gene Ontology annotation, biological process: signal transduction. The transcript has 16 exons. Gene Ontology annotation, cellular component: plasma membrane; cytoplasm. Gene Ontology annotation, molecular function: protein binding. Bases 16 to 1680 code for a protein of 554 amino acids. Lineage: Eukaryota; Metazoa; Chordata; Actinopteri; Chaetodontiformes; Chaetodontidae. The record is from RefSeq and is a predicted model, not a curated record.